AUGGUUGUGAAACCGGGUAUGACCGCGAUGAAGCCGCAAGGGCAGGCUUACAAGGAUAAAAGCAAACCGGCUGACAUCCGUCUGAGCAACAUCAAUGCUGCCAAAGCCGUUUCGGAUGCUAUUCGCACCAGCUUGGGACCGCGUGGUAUGGAUAAGAUGAUCCAAGCAUCGAACGGAGAAGUUACCAUCACAAAUGAUGGAGCAACGAUCUUGAAACAGAUGAAUGUCAUUCAUCCGGCCGCCAAGAUGUUGGUGGAACUGUCCCGUGCACAAGACGUGGAAGCCGGAGACGGUACGACGUCGGUUGUCGUAGUGGCAGGUGCCCUGCUAGAAGCGGUUGAAAAGCUGCUGCAGAUGGGCAUCCAUCCGACAGCCAUCUCGGAAGCGUUCCAGCGUUGUUCCGCAAAGGCGGUGGAAAUUUUGACCGAAAUGUCCCGCCCAGUUGAACUGAACGACCGCGAAUCGCUGAUCAAGAGUGCAUCCACUUCGUUGAACUCGAAGGUGGUCUCGCAGCACAGCAGCAUGUUGGCACCGAUUGCGGUCGAUGCUGUGCUGAAGGUGACCGAAUCACACGACCAAGCAUCGGUAGAUUUGAAGAACAUCAAAAUCAUCCGCAGCCUCGGAGGUACUAUUGAGGACACGGAGCUGAUUGAUGGGCUCGUGUUCACACAACGUUCGUCGGGUAUUAAUGGACCGAAGCGCGUGGAAAAGGCAAAGAUUGGGUUGAUUCAGUUCUGUAUCUCAGCACCAAAGACAGAUAUGGAUCAUAGCGUGAUUGUGUCUGACUAUGCUGCGAUGGAUCGCGUAUUGAAGGAGGAACGAGCGUACAUCCUGAACAUUGUAAAGCAAAUUAAAAAGUCUGGCUGCAAUGUGCUGCUGGUGCAGAAAUCGAUUCUACGCGAUGCCGUCUCGGAUUUGGCCCAACAUUUCCUGGACAAAAUUAAGGUCAUGGUUGUAAAGGAUGUCGAGCGAGAGGACAUUGAGUUUGUGUGCAAAACGCUGCGUUGUCGGCCGAUCGCUUCGCUCGAUCAUUUCCUCGCAGAGAACAUGGUGAACGCCGAUUUGGUUGAGGAAGUGGCCAGUGGAUCGACUAAGUUCGUGAAAGUGACCGGUAUUCAGAACAUGGGACAAACCGUGUCGAUUGUUGUACGUGGAUCGAACAAACUGGUUCUCGAGGAGGCGGACCGUUCCCUUCACGAUGCGCUGUGUGUGGUGCGUUGUUUGGUGAAGAAGCGUGCCCUGAUCGCUGGUGGAGGAGCACCCGAGAUCGAGAUGGCUCUACAGUUGGCAGCCUAUGCUCAAACGCUACAGGGCGUCGAUGCGUACUGUUUCCGUGCAUUUGCGAACGCUCUGGAAGUGAUUCCUUCUACGUUAGCGGAAAAUGCUGGACUGAACCCGAUUGCGACCGUGACGGAGCUGCGCAAUCGUCACGCACAGGGUGAGAAGAAUGCAGGCAUUAAUGUGCGCAAGGGUGCGAUUACAGACAUCCUGACGGAGAACGUCGUACAGCCACUGCUGGUGUCCAUCUCGUCGAUAACGCUCGCAUCAGAGACGGUGCGUUCGAUCCUGAAGAUAGAUGACAUCGUGAACACCAUGCAAUAAGCAG
Molecule: messenger RNA, 1606 nt
Organism: Anopheles marshallii
Lineage: Eukaryota; Metazoa; Arthropoda; Insecta; Diptera; Culicidae
Gene: CCT4
Product: T-complex protein 1 subunit delta
Exons: 4
Coding region: 1-1602 (533 amino acids)
Biological process (GO): protein folding
Cellular component (GO): chaperonin-containing T-complex
Molecular function (GO): ATP binding; ATP-dependent protein folding chaperone; ATP hydrolysis activity
Source: RefSeq, a predicted model, not a curated record